AUGCCGGGGCUUACAUAUCAAAGGGCCAUGACAAGUGUCUUCCAUGACAUGUUACACAAGGAAAUUGAAUACUAUGUGAACGAUAUAGUGGUCAAAGAAAAGAGGUGGGAAGACCAUCCCAAUGUGCUGAGAAAAGUGUUUAGUUGGUGCAAAACUUUCAAUUUUAGGCUUAAUCCGUUGAAGUGCGCAUUCAAAGUGCAAUCUGGAAAAUUUUUGGGAUACAGAGUGGACCAAACGGGGAUACACCCACAUGAGAGUAAGGUGAAAGCAGUCUUAGAUCUCCCACCUCUAGUCAAUAAGUCCCAAUUGAAAACCAUCCUAGGAAAGGUCUCGUACCUAAGAAGGUUCAUCCCCGGUCUUGCACAUGUGGCGAUGCCAUUAAUGAAGCUAGUUAAGAAGUCUGUAAAAUUCAAGUGGACAAAGGAGCACCAACAAACUUUUGAACAGUUGAAGGUUACCCUUGCUAAGGUCCCAACCAUGUCAACACCCAAGGAAGGUUUUAAAUUUAGGAUAUAUAUCACAUUGGGUUCAGAGGCAAUAGGAUGUCUAUUAGCACAAGAAGAUGACGAAGGAAUGGAGUGUUCAAUAUACUACGCUGGUAGGACCUAUAAGUCAGUCGAGAAGAAUUACUCUCUAAUGGAGCAGCAAUGCCUCGCGCUAGUGUUCGCCACACAAAAAUUCAAGCAUUACAUCCUAGGUCAAAAGCUGAGUGAGUACAUGAUARAGUAUACCCAGCCCAGGGCCAUUAAGUGUCAGGCGGUGACAGACCUCCUGGCCACCUUUCCCUUCAAUGGUGACUUUCCCAUAUCAAAAGAAAUCCCUGGGGACAUACCGAUGAUCACAGUAGCUGAAGGAAGAGAGUGGAUCCUGACUUUCGAUGGAAGUAGUACUAGUACUUCAGCUGGUGCCGGAGUCACCUUAACCUCACCUAACGGUCAAACCUUUGCUUACUCCUUCAAACUCCAGUUUCCCUGUUCCCACAAUAUAACUGAGUACGAAGCUUUAGUUCUAGGAUUGAUUAAGAUAAUAGAGUCUAGGGCAAAGAAGAUUAAAGUGAUCGGUGAUUCCAAAUUGGUAAUAGGCCAGCUUGACGGAAGCACAACAACAAAAGAGUUGACAAUCCUUCCAUAUAGGACCUUGAUCCAGAGGCUAACCCAUGACCUGGAUGUAGACUUCAAACACCAGAAUAGAGCCAAAAACAAGUUCACCGAUGCACUGGUUACCCUAGGAUCGAAAAUUCAGUCUAGAAAAGACCCAAUCGAAAUUACCAUCCAAACACUUGCCAAGCCAUCGACUAUCACAUUAGAAGACUGGGUAGAAAAGGAGGAUGAAAUCAUGUCAAACGACUGGAGGUACGAAAUAAUUCAAAAACUAAGCAGCCCAACAUUGGAGACACAUGAUAGCAAAUUGCUGUUGAGGUUUCAACUAGUGAAUGGAGUGUUAUAG
This is a messenger RNA of Nelumbo nucifera (sacred lotus), 1446 nucleotides long. RefSeq lists its product as uncharacterized. The record is from RefSeq and is a predicted model, not a curated record. Lineage: Eukaryota; Viridiplantae; Streptophyta; Magnoliopsida; Proteales; Nelumbonaceae. Gene Ontology annotation, molecular function: RNA-DNA hybrid ribonuclease activity; nucleic acid binding.